UGGCACAUAUUUUAUUACUCCCGACAGGAAUCAUGUUGCUCCUCUGGCUGCUGCUACUCACCCUACUGGCUCUAAAUCUCUGGCUGAGACACAAGUACGCCUACUUCAGGAACCUUGGGAUUCCCUACCUUCCUGCCUCCUCCUGGUCACCGAUGGGCAACCUGGGCCAGCUUCUGUUCUUGCGCAUUUCUUUUGGUGAUCUCUUUCGACAGCUCUACGCAGAUCCACUUUGUGGUGGAGCCAAGGUUGUGGGCUUCUUUGUCUUCCAAACACCGGCUCUGAUGGUGCGAGAUCCGGAGCUUAUCCGCCAAGUGCUGGUCAAGAACUUUAACAGCUUCCUGAACCGCUACGAAUCGGCGGACGUGGAAGACACCAUGGGUGCGCUGAACCUGCCGCUGGCCAAGUACCAUCACUGGAAGGAGAGUCGGCAGUGCAUGUCGCAGCUCUUCACCAGCGGACGCAUGCGGGAGGUCAUAUAUCCGCAGAUCUUGGAUGUGGCCAGCGACCUGGAGAACUUCCUCAACCGAAAGCUGCGAAGUCGUCCAAGUCGGGUCCUCCCACUGACCCGCAUGUGCCAGUUGUACACCACCGAUGUGACUGGUAAUCUCUUCUACAGCCUGGAUGUGGGCGGAUUGCGUCGGGGGCGAUCUCAGCUGCUGGAGAAAACCAGGGAGUUAUUUAACACGAACUUCCGCAAGGUUCUGGACUUCAUGAUCGUGUUCUUCCUGCCCAAGUGGACGAAUCUGUUGAGACCUAAGGUUUUCAGCGAGAACUAUGCGCAGUUUAUAAGGGAAGUGGUGGAGGAGCAUCACGACCACAAGAAGGAUGAUCUGAUCAAUCAACUGCAACAAUUUCAGAUCAGUCGCUCCUCGGACCACUACUCCCAACACCCUGACUUCAUAGCCUCUCAGGCAGGCAUCAUCCUGCUGGCCGGAUUUGAGACCUCCUCAGCCCUAAUGGGAUUCACUCUCUACGAGCUGGCCAAGGCACCUGGUAUCCAAGAGCGACUGAGACAGGAGCUGAGUGAGGCCUUCGGUUCCACCUCCACCCUCUCCUAUGAAACACUGAACGCUUUGCCAUACCUCAAGAUGGUAUGUUCGGAGGCACUGCGUCUCUAUCCGGCUGCUGCAUUUGUCAACAGGGAGUGUACCAGUUCGGAAGCAGGCGGAGUCUCCCUGCAGCCGCAUGUGGACUUUGUGGUGCCCCCCGGCAUGCCAGCCUACAUCUCCAUACUUGGCCUCCAACGUGAUGAAAAGUAUUGGCCCGAGCCCCACCGCUUCGAUCCCGAGAGGUUCGCCCCCGAACGGACUAAGGAUAUUCACCCCAUGACCUAUAUACCAUUUGGAGCUGGUCCCCAUGGCUGCAUUGGCAAUCGUCUGGGAAUCCUUCAGCUAAAACUGGGCAUAGCUCACAUCCUAAAGCUGUAUUCGGUGGAGGUUUGCGAGCGAACAGUAGCCGAGAUUCGUUUCAAUCCCAAAUCCUUCAUGUUGAAGUCGCAGGAUGAGAUAUACCUAAGGUUCUGCAGGGAUACUUUUUAG
Drosophila elegans is the source of this 1538-nucleotide messenger RNA. RefSeq names its product probable cytochrome P450 6t3 (gene Cyp6t3). The coding region runs from base 33 to 1538 and encodes 501 amino acids. Gene Ontology annotation, molecular function: heme binding; monooxygenase activity; oxidoreductase activity, acting on paired donors, with incorporation or reduction of molecular oxygen. The transcript has 2 exons. Lineage: Eukaryota; Metazoa; Arthropoda; Insecta; Diptera; Drosophilidae. Gene Ontology annotation, biological process: response to DDT; insecticide catabolic process. The record is from RefSeq and is a predicted model, not a curated record.